Molecule: messenger RNA, 504 nt
Organism: Gryllus bimaculatus (two-spotted cricket)
Lineage: Eukaryota; Metazoa; Arthropoda; Insecta; Orthoptera; Gryllidae
Source: the annotation of a GenBank genome assembly
ACGAACUUUACUUUCAAGGCGGAUGACUGCGUCCUGAAACAUUUGGACACCACUCACCGCGUGGGGUGUGCCACAACACGCGAAGAAUCAGGGGGCGUCUUGGUCCUAGACGCGACAAUUGCUCUGCGGAAACUCACCGUCAGCAUCACCAAUUAUUUCGCUCAAGUGGGUCUCUGGCUAUUUCCUUCCAUCUGCGUGUCUGGAGAUUUUGUGGGCACUGUGGAAUCUUUAACCCUGCGAAUGGAGGUGGCGUUGACGACUCCAUUUGCCGCUGAGUUGCGUUCGCUGAGCAUCACCAAUAUGGGGCCUCCGCAAGUGCACAUCACUGGCCUAGGCGUCUGGACUCUCUUAUGGAAGUUGUUGCAGUCGUCGUUGUUGUCACGAAGUAGACUGGAGAAUUUCAUCAUACCCAUAUUCGAAAGGACCAAGGUGCGAGAAGAUAUAACCAUCCAGACCAUUAAGUACGGGACCAGGCAAAAUGAGAUCCGACCUCGAGAAAGUACA